CAAUCUCGCAUUCACUGCACACUGUUACAUCUGAGGGCCUCACUUUGCGGAAAAGCCACUAGAGCCUCAAGUUUCGACCCUUCAGCCACUCAGCAUGACCGCAGUCUUCCCUUUCCGGGCCAAUGCCUGAUGCGGCCGAAUCCGGUGAAGCGGAAGAGACGCCACCAGAGGUGCCCAAAUCCGAUGGAGCUGAUGGGGCGCCACCUGACGGAGAUGAUGCCGGUCCAGAUGCACCAGACGAACCGCAUGCACCGCCUGUGCCUGAAGGACCGGAGGCGCCCAAAGGUGGUGAUGCCGCGCCAGAUGCGCCAACAUUGGAGGAACAACUCCGAAAGGAGAAGGAAGCCUUGGAGCAGGAGCUUGAUGACAGCCGCAAGGCCAUGGACGAUCUGCGCCGUCAGAAUGAGAGUUUGCUCAGCAAGGGCCCCAUAACCACAAGUUGGGUGCUGGACAUCACAGUAGGUGAGUGUGAGUUUGCCAGUGCAUUUGCAUACUUCUUGGAGGUGCAGUUGGAAGGCCAUGCAGAGAAGCGUCGCACAGAUGUCUCCUUACCAGCAGAGCGUCCUGUUUUUGCCAGCAGCACUCUUUUGCUUUCGGCAGAUGGGGACUUGGUGAAGGAGAAGCUCAGGGUCUCUGCUUUUCUGAAUGUCAUUGAUCCCUCCAAUCCAGAUGCUCCAACAGCCAAGCUUCUGGGCAGUGGCCUCGUGAGCUUGGAGGAGCUGAAGAUCUUGGAGAACGGGACGGGGUCGAAGAGGUUGGUUCGGAAUGUGAGUUUUACUCGAAGCUCGGAGAACAAAGAGCUCACUGUUGGACGCAGCACUCUUGUAAUGCAGGUGAAAGCACUCAAUCCAGAAGAGGCAAAGUCUUUGAAACCACACACGAUUGAAUCAGCACUGGCUCCGUCCCUAGAUAGAUCCCUUUGGCAGGCCAGGCCUUUUGAAAGCCGCCUUCGAGUGCUUGUGCACCGCGCAGAUGCGUUGCCAAUUCUGGCAGAGAGCUCUCAUUGUGUUUUCCGAGUGGCAGUCAGACUGCUGCAGCCAGGAGGGCAUGUGAUGCAUGAAACAGCCUCACGAAGUCUCAAAGCAGUACCGCUCAGCGGCACGCUUGGGGAAGUCUGGUUUAACCAGGAAAUCAUAGUGCCGUUGCCCUCAGCAUCAGCGUCGCCAGGGUUGCUAGUUGGACUUGCCUUGGAGAUGGUUUCUGGGACUCCAGAUGGUGUUUCAACAGACGCUCUGCUGAACCUACAGUGGACACCAGUUACCAUGCCCAUGCUUUGUCCGGUGCAUCUUUAUGCCAGGUCGUCAAGCACUGCUGCUGCAUACUCGCGGCCGCGCCCUGGACUUGUGGUGUCCAUCACCAGGGAACCUGCUCAUGAGACCUUGGAUGCUCUUGCAGAUGGCCUCUCACAUGGUGUAGAAGUCAGGGUACAUGGGGUACCUGCUGGCCGACCUUUGCCUGACGCUGUGGAUGAUCCUCUAUUAGCGAUUUGCCCUGAGUCCUCCAUUGGAUUCGAUACCAGGAGCCUGCAGAUACCAAUGGUGACGUUCUUCUACGAUCAGAGAGUUGAGCUCUCGAGCUUUCUAGAAACGCACUUUGCAGCCACAAGUGGCUUGAAGUGCUUCCUUACUCCAGUGGCAAGUGGUUCGGCUUCUUCCCAAACUCCGCAGUGGAACCAGUUUGUUGUCCGUUGCCUAGCGAACCCCGCAGCCCUUCGCAGCUUGGCGCUUCUCCUGUUCGAUUGCUCCCGCGCAUCGACGGACCCGGAUGCACCGCUCUGUGGAAGACUACUUGGUUUUGCCUCAUUGGAUGCCACUGCUUUGAUACAAUCGGGAUCAGAUCCAAUGUCCAGGUCCUUCUUGUCAGACUUGAGGCUUUUGGAGGCGCCCGGUGCAUCUACUUGCUUAGAGCUGGAGCUUCGUAUUUGGCCACGAGGUGGAGUCUCAUCCUCGCCACAACGUCCAUCUAUGGCCCCAGCUCUUGCUCCAAGCGCUCCAGGUGCAGCUCAUGGAUCAGUUUCGGUUGCAUUGGAGCAAGAAGCAAAGGACUUCAGGCUCAAUCAUGAACUGUCUGUUCAACUCUCCAAAGAGUUCAAUCUACGAGCGGCAGCCUUGAAGCGUGCUGGGGAAGAGAUCGUCGCACUCCGGCGGCAAGUACAAGUGUUGAAGAACGAUAAUAAGUCUUUGCGUUCACAGAUUGAGGAUGAAGAAAAGCUUGCAGAAGCCGUUCAGCAUCGACCUCCUCCAGAAGGUUUAGAACACAUGAGCGCUGCUGAGCUUGCUGGAAAACUGCAGAGAACUGUAGAGAAGUACCGAGAGGAGAAAGCCAAAGGAGCCGAAUUGGGUCGGCGAUUGGAGGAUAUGGUCAAGGAGGUGAAUCGAGUCAAUGGACUGGAGCGCUCCCUUGAUGAGCUUCAACAAGUGCACUUGGAACAGAACCGAGAAUUGCAGCGUUUGCAAGAGGAAGGCAAGAAGUUGGAGACCUACCGUCAAACGGCCAAGACUCAGGAAAAGGUGAUUGGCAAACUGGAGAAGAUCCUUGAGAAUUCCCUGCAGGAGGUUCAAAAGGCGCAAAAAGUGCAGGUUGAUAUCGAAAGGCUCAAAACAGAAAAUUUGAAGUUACGUGAGCGUUGCACUGGCUUGCUGACCAAAAAACGCCAGGAUUCCACCAAUGAUGAAGCCCAGGAGCUGAAGGUAAGCCUUGCACAGAAAGAUGCAGAGAUUUCCCGCUUGCAAAAGUUGGCCUCUGAGCUUCAGGCGAAAUCGGCAUCAGGGGCUUCCGAUGGUCGUUUCAGGCUGCAGGAGCCACGCGAAGGCUUCCAGGGCCCUGUGGGCCCUUCGGCUCCAGCAGCUCCAGCUCCAGUGGCAGCUGUGUCAGCUGUAUCACCAGCAGCUGAUCCGGUACCUCAUGCACUAAGUGAGGCAGAACAAGAACAGUUGGCUCAUGUGGAGGCGAAGCGCUUCGAGUGGGAACAGCGCUGUUUGGCAGCAGAGCAGCGCUUGCAGAUGCUGCAACAGCAACUGACUGAAAGCUCCAAGAAGUAUGGCUCAGAUAUUUCACGCUUGGAGGUGGAGAUCGCCAAGAAGGAUGCCCGAAUCAAAGAGCUUGAGUUUCUCAUGAGGCAGCCUCAGAGCUAGGUGAGAGCAUCAAAAUAUCGACAACGUACCAUAGAAACUCGGGGACCUUCCGGCUCCAUCAAGUGGAGGUUGCGAGCCCUCGCAGUUUGCAAAA
Molecule: messenger RNA, 3228 nt
Organism: Durusdinium trenchii
Lineage: Eukaryota; Dinophyceae; Suessiales; Symbiodiniaceae
Source: the annotation of a GenBank genome assembly